Messenger RNA from Sphenostylis stenocarpa, 1407 nucleotides. NCBI's taxonomy places the organism in Eukaryota, Viridiplantae, Streptophyta, Magnoliopsida, Fabales, Fabaceae. The record is from the annotation of a GenBank genome assembly.
AUGCGGUUCUUCUCAUCUUCUGAUUGUAGGGUUUUCAGAGCGAAGCUCUUGCUGCAUGUGGAAUUUAGAAGUGGUCCUCCUUUGUUUGUGAUUACUAAGUUGUCUAGUGUCCGAAAUAGAUUGGAGUGGAGGCGUUCAGAAUUGGGAAGUAGGGACUGGUCCAUGGGUCCAAAUGAGCCCUACUGGCGUACAAAUUCAAGUUUUUCACCACCUCCAACAAGGUGGGAUUUCAGAUUCCAGUCUGAAGAGAUCCCAUAUAGUGUGAAUGAUGGCAUUCAACUCUACGGAUCUUCUACAUCAUCAAAUGAUAAAGAAAGUAGGGGCUGGGUCAGAGGCAACCAUCUUUAUGAUCUUCACUAUUCUGCUUCAGAUGGUACUGGUAUUUUCCUUAGCAGUCCAUCGGACCUUUCUCAGGGUCCUCAGUGGACGCCUCCUGCAAUACAAGAAAUUAGCAUUGACAAUUAUGAAACUUCAGCUAGGAAAGAUGCUCAUCCUUCUGCGGGUAGGGUAUCUUUUACUCGCACUAAGGAGGGAACAUCCGGAAAUCCCAUCAGUGGGGGAUCAACAUCAUCUCUGUCGGAAAGUAGUGAAUCCGAGUCCACUAUAAAAUCACAUUUAUCCUGUCAGAGGAAUUUCUCCAAUCUUCGUUCUUUCAUCUCUAAACCCAUUCAUCCUAUGUCUUUUAAUGACCUAUCAACUACCAGAGAUGCAUUUGAUCCUGCAGUUACAGAUUUUACAGAGUUUGACACUUCUACUCCACUCCGAGAUGGCCAGCGUUGGAGUAGUGCCAGCAGCAGUCAAGAGUUUGCUGAUGUUACAGAGUCAUUUGAAUUAGAAACACAUGGUCGACCAAAUUUUCCUUCAGAUGGAUUAAAGUGUGGCUUGUGCGAAAGGUUUCUCUCACAGAGAUCACCAUGGAGUUCCCGUCGAAUUGUGAGAAGUGGAGACAUGCCUACGAUUGGGGUUCUUCCUUGUUGUCAUGCAUUUCAUGCUGAAUGUUUGGAUCAAACAACUCCAAAGACACGGAAAAGCGAUCCUCCUUGCCCUGUUUGUGUAAAACUGGAGGAGGAAAAUUCCUCUGAUCAACGGGGCUUUUUGAGAUCGAGGAAUGGUUUUCCUAGGCUUAAAUCAUCUCGUGACGAUGGACCUUGCAGACCUUGGGGUUGUGCACAGGUAGGUGAUUGUGUUGAAGGGGCUCUGCAUGCACCGCCACGCAAUGCUAUGUUCCUGCUUAAUCGAAAUCGUGUUAAAAAGAACCUGUCUUUGAAAGGUAGUAUAAGCAAGGAAUUUCCAGGUAAGGUGAGGAAAAAUGGGACAUUUUCUUCACACCUGUCUACUGGAAGUUCAGCUCAGGGGGAGGAAGUUGGUUUCUCCAAGGCAACUGCUGGUCCAAGUGUGUGGCGGUGA